AUGACGGAGAAAUCUUUCUUCACGAGGAAAAUCCACGGACUUCGAUACGAGAGUGUAUAUUCAUCAAGCGAGGAUGGGUCAGAGACGAGCGAAUCUCACUCAAUUUUUCGAAGAACCAGAGACAACCUUCGGCCUUGGUUUUCCAACAUUCGUUUGAUUUUAGUCAUACUAUUGUCGACAGUAUUAUUGCUGGUUGUAUUCUUCACAUUGACGGGACUGGUCGUAUCGUCAAGGAAAGCUCAAAAGGUCCCCACGAUUGAAGGGGUAGCUUGUGGCGGAAAUCCGACUGACGCGAAAUUGCAAGGGUGUCGUUUCGAUCCCAUGAUGAGUGCUUGGAUUGAACCGGACUGUGUUUACGAUGAGUUGAUAGAAGAAGCCGGUGACAUCUUCACAAACUGGCCGUGGUUCUCUGAUUUCGAACUCCAUCAUCCAAUUGUUGGAAAGGAUUUGGAUGCUUUACGGGCUGGGAAUUAUACCAAGGUGUGGUCGUCGCAUCACAAUGCUCAUGAGUUACACUGCAUCUAUGUAUGGCGAAAAAUGGCUAUGGCUUUGAGACACGAUCCUCCGUUGGCUGAUACAAGUAACGCUUAUCACCACGUUGUUCAUUGCUCCAAGAGUCUGUUGGAAAUCUUGAAUGGAGAGGAACCUGCCGAGAAAGUGGAAAAGUUUGCAUUUCCCAUGAUGUAUCACAGAUGCGCCGUGCUUCAAUAUAGCAUUUGA
Molecule: messenger RNA, 720 nt
Organism: Hymenoscyphus albidus
Lineage: Eukaryota; Fungi; Ascomycota; Leotiomycetes; Helotiales; Helotiaceae
Source: the annotation of a GenBank genome assembly